AUGCCCACCACCAUUGUCGCCCCCCUCGCCAUCCUCCCGGGAAGCCACGCCCCACAGCCUGCCACCAUCGUAUACGAUAACGGCGUCAUCACCAGCAUCCGCCCCGGCCUCCUCGCUAAAGACGCUGUUGAGGGGGACCUCAUCGAGGUGGCUGAGGGCAAAGUCCUGCUCCCAGGUCUUUUAGACGCGCACGUUCAUCUCAACCAGCCAGGUCGAACAGCAUGGGAAGGGUUCCAGACGGGAACGCUGGCGGCCCUUGCCGGCGGUGUGACUACCCUCAUCGACAUGCCCCUCAACUCAAUCCCCCCCACCUGCACAGUCGAAGGACUUUAUGCAAAGCGGGCAGAGGCCAAGAGAGUCGGAAUCAAGACUGAUGUAGGCUUUUGGGGUGGUAUCAUCCCGGGGAACGCGGGGGAGCUCAAGCCAUUGCUGAAAGAGGGCGUCAAGGGAUUCAAGUGUUUUUUGAUCGAGUCGGGAGUCGAUGAAUUUCCCUGCGUGGACGAACAAGACCUAAUUAAAGCCUGUGACGCUCUUGAGGGUACCAAUGCUCUCGUCAUGUUCCACGCCGAGAUGGACUCUCAUCCUCACUCUUCUAGUCCUCCUGACCCUACUCAUUAUUCAACAUUCCUUGCCUCUCGCCCCCCCACUUGGGAGAUUGAUGCUCUGUCUCUCAUUCUCCGCCUCGCAAAGAAGUACUCUGGGCUGCGAUUCCACAUCGUUCAUCUUUCGGCUGCCGGUGCGGUCCCCUUGAUCAAAAAGGCCAGAAAAGAGGGAUUGUCCAACCUGACAGUCGAGACAUGCUUCCACUACAUCUGUCUCAGCGGCGAGGACAUUCCCGACAAUGCCACACAGUACAAGUGCUGCCCGCCUAUUCGAGAUGAAGCCAACCGAAAAUUGAUUGUCGAAGCUCUUCUUGAUGGGACCAUCACCUAUCUCGUCUCUGACCACUCCCCCUGCGUGCCCGAAUUGAAAAAGGGCGAUUUCAUGUCUGCCUGGGGAGGCGUAUCUGGUCUCGGCUUUGGUCUGUCUUUGACUUGGACUCUUUUGGGGGGAAAGGGAGGGCGUGUGGAGCUCGGUCAGAUCGUUGAGUGGAUGGGGUCUACGCAAGCCCUUCAGGUGAUGCUGAAGGGAAAGAAAGGUGAACUGAUGGUUGGAGCUGAUGCGGACUUUGUGGUGUUUGACCCCGAUGCGGAAUGGGAAGUGACCCUCGACACGUUGCGUUUCAAGAACAAGGUCUCGCCGUACCUUGGUAAGACGCUCAAGGGGCUGGUGGAGAAGACAUACCUUGGAGGCAAGCUUGCUUGGGACCGAGGAAAGGAGGUCAACGAUGUUGUGGGGAAGUUUGUUUAG
Messenger RNA from Cryptococcus wingfieldii CBS 7118, 1350 nucleotides. RefSeq names its product allantoinase. The transcript is spliced from 5 exons. NCBI's taxonomy places the organism in Eukaryota, Fungi, Basidiomycota, Tremellomycetes, Tremellales, Cryptococcaceae. Gene Ontology annotation, biological process: allantoin catabolic process; purine nucleobase catabolic process. The record is from RefSeq and is a predicted model, not a curated record. Gene Ontology annotation, molecular function: allantoinase activity; cobalt ion binding; zinc ion binding. Gene Ontology annotation, cellular component: cytoplasm. Bases 1 to 1350 code for a protein of 449 amino acids.